AUGUCUCUCCCAGACCGACAUACAUUUUACAAUGGAAAACCCAGAUCCAACGGCUCAUCCGGCCCAACAUUCCAAUCCAUCGACCCGUCGACCAACAAACCAAUCUGCACCAUCCACACCUCAUCCGCCUCCGAAGUAGAACAAGCCAUCAGAUCAGCCAACCUGGCGUUCCCAUCAUGGGCCAGCACACCCCCCGUCGAACGAUCACGGAUCCUGCUAAAAGCGGCAUCACUCCUCCGGGCGCGUAACGAUGAGCUGGCCAAGAUCGAAACGCUGGACACGGGCAAACCCUUUUCCGAGACGUCGACGGUCGACAUCGUCACGGGCGCCGACGUGCUCGAGUACUUCGCGCACCUGAUCGCGUCGGGCGGGCUGAACGGCGAGGCGUUCCACCUCCGCGACUCGGCGUGGGUGUACACGGCCAAAGAGCCGCUGGGGACGUGCGCGGGCAUCGGCGCCUGGAACUAUCCCAUCCAGAUCGCGCUGUGGAAGUCGGCGCCGUGCCUGGCGGCGGGAAACACGAUGGUCUACAAACCGUCCGAGGUCACGCCGCUGCACGCCCAGUUCCUGGCCGAGAUCUACACGGAAGCCGGGCUGCCGGAUGGCGCGUUCAACGUCGUCUACGGCGACGGCCAGGUCGGGUCGCUGCUCACGAAACACCCCGGCGUCGCCAAGGUCAGCUUCACCGGCCAGGUGGCGACGGGCCGCAAAGUGGCGGGCGCCGCCGCCGGAGAGAUGAAAUACGUCACCAUGGAACUCGGCGGCAAGAGUCCCGUCAUCGUCCUGCCGGACGUCGACGUCGACCAGGCCGUCGAUGGCGCCAUGAUGGCCAAUUUCUUCAGUACCGGCCAGGUCUGCACCAACGGCACCAGAGUCUUUGUGCCGGAACAGCUGAAGACAAAGUUCGAAGAGGUGCUCGUGCGCAAGAUGCAGUAUAUCAGGCCCGGCGACCUGAUGGACCCAAACACAAAUUUCGGCCCUUUGGUCAGUAAGAUCCACUACGAGAAGGUGCUGGGCUAUAUCAAGCAUGGCAUCGACGUCGACAGGGCCAGAUUGCUGUGUGGAGGUCCUGGACGGCCCGAGUCCAUCCCGCUUGGCUUGAAGGAUGGAUAUUGGGUGCGUCCGACCGUCUUUGCCGAUUGUACCGAUGAUAUGAAGAUCGUCAGGGAGGAGAUCUUUGGGCCCGUCAUGUCCAUCCUCACGUAUUCCUCUCUCGACGAGGCUGUGCAGCGUGCCAACAAUACCGAGUUGGGCCUCGCCGCCGGCGUCUUUGGUAGGGAUAUCAACCAGUGUCACCGUGUCGUCAAGCAGUUGCAGGCCGGUAUCACCUGGGUCAACACCUGGGGAGAGUCUCCUGCAGAAAUGGCUGUCGGGGGGUGGAAGCAGAGCGGUGUCGGGGUCGAGAAUGGACGAAAAGGUCUCGAGGCCUGGGUGAGGAAUAAAAGCACUCUGGUGGAGAUGGGCGGCAGUGUCCCAACUGUUUUCGCGAAGCUAUGA
This is a messenger RNA of Capronia coronata CBS 617.96, 1497 nucleotides long. RefSeq names its product betaine-aldehyde dehydrogenase. The record is from RefSeq and is a predicted model, not a curated record. Gene Ontology annotation, molecular function: aldehyde dehydrogenase (NAD+) activity. Bases 1 to 1497 code for a protein of 498 amino acids. The transcript has a single exon. NCBI's taxonomy places the organism in Eukaryota, Fungi, Ascomycota, Eurotiomycetes, Chaetothyriales, Herpotrichiellaceae.